Molecule: messenger RNA, 702 nt
Organism: Benincasa hispida (wax gourd)
Lineage: Eukaryota; Viridiplantae; Streptophyta; Magnoliopsida; Cucurbitales; Cucurbitaceae
Source: RefSeq, a predicted model, not a curated record
AUGAAGGAGAUGGUGAGAUUGCAUGGAGUGCCUGUGUUCAUCGUGUCAGACAGAGACCUUCGUUUCAUGUUUAACUUCUGGAAGAGUCUUCAGGUAGCUUUGAGGACUCGGUUGGAUUUCAGUACAGCUUUUCACCCAAAGACUGAUGGCUACCAGUCCACUAUUGGGAUGUCACCAUUUGAGGCCCUUUAUGGGAAGAGUUGUAGGUCUCCUGUGUGUUUGGAUGAGAGCAGACAGAAGAGCUAUGCCGAUGUGAGACGUAAGAACUUGAAAUUUGAGACUAUUGUUAAACUGUUCUUAAAAGGGGCACCCAUGAAAGGUAUUCUAAGGUUUGGCAGGAAAGGGAAGUUGAGUAUGAGAUUCAUUGGACCUUUCGAGGUCUUGGAAGGAGUUGGCCCCAUAGCUUACCGUUUGGCAUUACCCCUAGCACUGCCUUCAGUUCAUAAUGUCUUACAUGUUUGGAUGCUGAUGAAGUAUGUGACAGACUUGUCCCAUGUAGUUGACUUUGAGCCCUUGCAAUUGAAUGACAACUUGAGCUACGAGGAGAAACUUGUAGAGAUUCUUGCCAGAGAGGUAAAGACAUUACGCCGCAAGGAUAUAGCAUUUGUGAAAGUCCUGUGGCAGAAUCAUCAGUUCAAGGAAGCCACUUGGGAGCUAAAGGAUGAGAUGAGGGCCCAAUACCUAGAGCUAUUCCAGGAGUAA